Messenger RNA from Solanum dulcamara, 1299 nucleotides. RefSeq names its product dirigent protein 24-like. The coding region runs from base 31 to 1173 and encodes 380 amino acids. Lineage: Eukaryota; Viridiplantae; Streptophyta; Magnoliopsida; Solanales; Solanaceae. The record is from RefSeq and is a predicted model, not a curated record. The transcript has a single exon.
UCAAUCAUUAUAGCAACAAGCAAAACAAAUAUGGUCAAAUUUACCCAACUCUGUUCUAAAACAUUCAAAGCCACCUUUUGCAUUUUGCUAUUAGCUCUCUCAUUUGACUAUGCUAAUUCAGCAAGAAUUCUUGAUGAAGUGAGUUCAGAUGAACCCGUUGUGGCUCCUGUGGUGGCCCCGGUAUCCACAUUGCCAAGUGGCCACUUUCCGGCCAUAGUCACCCCUCCUAAUUCGGACGUAACACCUGUAGUUGAUGAUUCUUCUGUUCCCGCAGCCAGUAUGGCUCCUUCAGUUGAUUCUCCUGAGCCCGCCCCUAUUGUUCCAAUAGCUCCUUCAGCAGAUUUACCAGCUGAACCUGAGCCUGAUGUAGCCCCUGCUGCUCCAGUGGCAACAAACACUGGAGCAGCAACACCUGUUACCAAUGUGGCACCAGGAGCUACCACCUCUGGUGCCACGGUGGCAAAUCCUAUUUUGGACCACUCCAAAUUCUCGUUCUUCAUGCAUGACAUCCUUGGUGGUACACACCCUUCAGGGAGAGUAGUCACUGGGAUUGUAGCCAGUACUGACGUCAACAAUUUACCUUUCACCAAAGCCAACAACCGUGUCUUCCCAAUAGACGGUGGAGUUCCCCUUAACAACAUCAACAACAUUGUCAAUAACAAUAACUACCCUUUCCUAGCAGGGCUAAAUGGACAACAACAAUCCAACACCGUCCUCCAAAACACAGGCAACAAUGACAUUGUCAAUAGCGGUGACAGCCAACCUUUUGUCACAGCAGGACAACUUCCUAGUGGCCUUACCCUUCAACAACUCAUGUUCGGAUCCAUAACUGUCGUGGACAACGAAAUAACUCAAGGACAUGAACUGGGAUCAUCAAUACUUGGUAAAGCACAAGGAUUUUACCUAACAAGCUCGUCCGAUGGGACGAGCCAUACACUAGCUUUAACAACUCUAUUCCAUGGAGAACAUGAACAUGAAGUUGAUGACACCAUUAGUUUUUUCGGAAUUCACAGGACCGCCACGCCAAUUUCACACAUUGCCAUCAUUGGAGGUACUGGAAAAUAUGAAAAUUCAAAAGGGUAUGCAACAAUUGAGACUAUGCCUUAUGUUGAUCAACAUACAACUGAUGGUGUUGAAACAAUUACACAUUUUACUGUGUACAUUACCCCUUAAAACUUAAGUGUUUUUAUUUAAUUUUUCACUAUGUUUGGUUUUAUGUUUUUGUAAUUCUUCACUUUAUUGUAAUGGCAUGGUUAAAUAUUCUGAUUAAUGUUAUAUUAUAUAUAUAUAUAUAUAUAU